GAGGGAGGGCACCUCUCAGCCUGACGUACGGGCGCGCGGCAUCCUGGGAAGUGUAGUCUGGCUCGAAGUCGGACGCCCCCUCGGAUGAAUGGGCCCCCGCUGACUGCGAGCUACAGCUCUUCCUCCGUCAGCGUCGGUGGCGGCCGCGGGGAAGAGGGAGACUGCGGCGGCCCGAGGAGAGCAGCGUUCCGGGACGGUGGUGAUGUUCAGUGCCGCGGCGAAGCGGCAGCCAGGCUUCCUGGGGUAGCGGUCUAGGCGGGCGCUUCCUCUGCGCGCUCGCUCCCUCCGCCGCCCGGCCAUGCACCCGGCCUUCGCGGUGGGCCUGGUUUUCGCAGGCUGCUGCAGUAACGUGAUCUUCCUAGAGCUCCUGGCCCGGAGGCAUCCAGGAUGUGGGAACAUUGUGACGUUUGCACAAUUUUUAUUUAUUGCUGUGGAAGGCUUCCUCUUUGAAGCUGAUUUGGGAAGGAAGCGGCCAGCUAUCCCAAUAAGGUACUAUGCCGUGAUGGUGACCAUGUUCUUCACCGUCAGCGUGGUGAACAACUACGCCCUGAACCUCAACAUCGCCAUGCCGCUGCACAUGAUAUUUAGAUCCGGUUCCCUAAUUGCCAACAUGAUUCUAGGAAUUAUCAUUUUGAAGAAAAGAUACAGUAUAUUCAAAUAUACCUCCAUUGCCCUGGUGUCUGUGGGGAUAUUUAUUUGCACUUUCAUGUCAGCAAAGCAAGUGACUUCCGAGUCCAGCUCGAGUGAGAAUGAUGGAUUCCAGGCAUUUGCAUGGUGGUUGCUAGGUAUUGGGGCACUGACUUUUGCUCUUCUGAUGUCAGCAAGGAUGGGUAUUUUCCAAGAGACUCUCUACAAACAAUUCGGAAAACACUCCAAGGAGGCUUUGUUUUAUAAUCAUGCCCUUCCACUUCCUGGUUUCAUCUUCUUGGCAUCUGAUAUUUAUGACCAUGCAGUUCUAUUCAAUAAGUCUGAACUGUAUCAAGUUCCAGGCAUUGGUGUGACAGUGCCCAUCAUGUGGUUCUACCUCCUCAUGAAUGUCAUCACUCAGUACGUGUGCAUCCGCGGUGUGUUCAUCCUCACCACAGAGUGCGCCUCGCUCACCGUCACGCUCGUCGUGACUCUCCGCAAGUUCGUGAGCCUCAUUUUCUCCAUCUUGUACUUCCGGAACCCUUUCACCCUGUGGCACUGGCUGGGCACCUUGUUUGUCUUCCUUGGGACCCUCAUGUACACAGAGGUGUGGAACAACCUGGGGACCAGCAAAGGCCAGCCUCAGAAGGAGGACAAGAAGAACUGAGGCCUGCCUGGAGGAGCGAGAGCGGAGGCAGAGGGGAGCCGGCGCCGGCCAGCAUUUCACCUUGGUUCGCGCCGAAUUACCCCCCGAGCAUCGAACCAGCCCUGCACCAGAGGAUCCCCAGAGGGGGCUUCUCGGGUUUCUCAUGACUAUGAAGAUGGCAUUUGUGGACUCUGGAUUAGAAGCCCCUCAACCCUGAAACAGAAAAAACAGUUCUCUACGGUUGAACAGCCGGUCCAUUUGGUGUAUGUUUUGUUUACCAGAAUAUUCAGCACUGUGCUUACUGACGUCUGCGUCCCCAGAGCUGCUGGUUUUACAUCCGUGGUCUCGGACAAGAUGACCCCUUUUGUUGCUGUUCUGAAAACUCCCGGCCACAACAGUCAUUAUGCUCCUGUGGCCUUGUCCCCUUGUUCUGUCACCCUGCCACCCCUCAGCACAACUUUUCAGUCAGUCAGGCGCUUGAAGCACCUUCACCAGGAACAACAAGUGGCCAAAGGAACAGAGACACGGGUGACACUGGGGCUGGACCUUCUCUGCUGUGCUGGGGGAGAAGUGGUCGUCCCCAGGAGCCCUGCCGACACCGGAGCAGGCCCGCUGGGAAUCCUUUUCCACGUUUUGCUGGGGUUUUUUUUCCUAAGCAGAAGUCAUACACUUUCACACCUCCUGUGUUCUGUACUUAGAACAAACCUGCAGCAUCCCUCUACGGCUCAACAUUAAUAAGAAAGAGAGGUUGUGUAUGAAUUGGGAAAGACAGACAUAUCCGCUCAGUCUUCUACAUGCAGCGCAUCAGCCUGGAGCCGAGAUGGUAACGCCAGGAGGGCCCAGGAGAAGCCUGGCCCUGGUGGCACCCAGAGAGCCACGGCUCCCCUGCCGGGCUGGUUCCAAGUGGGCAGGUCUUUGAAAGGCUUCUUACUCAGAGAUUCAGCUCUGCCCGGCAUCUCUGAUAGAGUCAUGACUAGUCAGGCUAAUGAGUAAACCCGUUUCUAGUGGGUGUGAUGUGUCAAUCGGGCCAAAUCACAACCAACAUGGAAAGUUUUCCUCGUUAUUUAUUUUUUUAAUAAGGCAUCUUAAUGUUCUUGAUCGCUAUGUGGGGGUAUGUGUUUUAUUCUAUGUAGAAACAUGACCCUCUUUUGCUAAUCAUCUCAAAGGUCUGGUUUUCCUCCCAUGGGAUACUUUUGAGAGAGAGGACCAGGGUCAGGGUAGUGUGUGUAGGUGUGUGUGUGUGCUCUUGUGUGGUUUGUGAUCACUCAGGAGGAGAAUGGAGCACAGAAGUCAGUGUUUUUAUCUUCUGUUCUUCACUUAGCCUGGGCCUCCACCGCCUCACCCAGGUACGUGCUCUGGAGGCCAGCAGACUCACCAGCUCCUCUCUUUGCACCCGGACAGAGGCCUCUCCUUUUGCGCUGGAUGCAGGCUGUGUUCUUAGAUCAAGAGGCGGCUCUCUGGGUCUCCUGGGCUCGCCCAGGGGGAGGUGUGUUUAUUCCACUGUCGAGCUGUUCUCUGAUGGGGUUUGAGAUAAGUGUCCUAGAACCACUGGGUCACUUUGAGGAGGUCUCUUAAGCUGCCUUGGGGUUUUUGAUACCUAAAAUGUGGCUACUGUUUCUCCAAAGUCAGAGGGUUUUCAGAUCAAUUUGUUGACCUGGACAUGGACAGCUGUGCGGUGCCAGUGAGGGUCUGUGCUAAGCGAUGCUGAAUGAGGCGAAAACCUGUGCACGGACUCGAAAGGUACUGUCCUUGAACUAUGUAGAGGUCCUCAGACUGAUGGUGCUAUGAAUACCACGUGUUAAAUAUCCUCUUAAACAACAACAAAAGCUACUUUUCUUACUGUUUCGUAGCAGAACCUGUCCCUCGGGGCUGUUUGGUUGCUGCAUAUCUGGAGUCUUGACAGGAUAACUCUGGACAAAGCUUUACAUUUAUAGUAAUCACCCUUUUUAUGUUGAUGGGAAAUGUCACCUUUCCUAGUAACCGAAACAGUGUUGAUGUACACAGACAGCAUUUAACUGAGCCGAUUAGGUUUUAAAUUCUGGUUUUAGUGAGUAUGUGUUCCUUUCAGUCUGAAUACCUCUGUUGGUCUUAUUAACAGGAGGAUACGUGUGGGCACAUUAGGGCCCGCAUACAACACAAUGAGCGCGUGUAAGAACAGGAUGCUGGACAUGCUGUGGGAAUUGGCUUUUAUCUCUCGUCUUUGGAUAUAAGAAAAUACAUCUAACAGACGCCAAUUAAUAUUUUUAUAAACAAUUUAUUCCCCUUGGUUAACUUAGUUUUCAAUCCAGGCUGAAAUUGAUUUCAGCCCCUUUUAAAAGGGAAAAAAGACGUUUUGCAGAGGGUCAGAUACCCACUAACUGGAGGAGAAAGGUCUCUUAAAGUCCUCUCCUCUUUCUCUGGGUCAAGACUAUGUAAUUUUGUGCCCCACAGAUAGAGGGUGUAGUUUGUUAACAAAACCCUUAGAAGAUCAAAUAACAAAUGAGACCAGACAGAAAACAUACUGUGUGUGUGUGUGUACUUGUGUGCCCACUUCACAGCUUGACCAGAGUCCUAGAUGAGGUAACAGGAGAAAACAGUGGACAUGUGAAUUAUUUUAAUUUAAUGUCUACUCUUUACUACAAUUCUUGUCACAUUACAAAUGCUUUUUCAUUUUUUAAUAAGAAUUUAUUUUGACCCUUUAUUUGCUUUUUUAUCCAACUAAAACCAUUAAUGCACUUGAAAAGUUUCUAUCAAGUUCUAAAGUAUUUAGACACAAUUCAAAUAGUUGGAUUUUUUUGUACCUUCUUCCUGCCUAGUUAUCCAAAAUGAAAUGCUGUGGAGCUUGAAUUUGGUCAUUGCGUCAAGUGAAGAAAGACCGUGAAAGCUGAGUUGGUCUGUGCCACUUUCACCAAACCUUUUCCAUUCUUCUGGGAAGAUGACCUGAUAUAUUUUAAGGAUUCUAAUAAAUACCUUGUGGUCAUUUCCUGAGCACCUUUCCUCCCUUCUGCAUAUAUUUUUUAACUUCCUAACCCCCAUCUCCAGUUUCUUCAUCAGCCUCCGUUCACUUGGAUACUUUUCUGCUGAGUAACAGCUCUAUUCUUGUAUCUGUUUAUGCCUCUAUUCUUUGGGGCUUCUGGGUGUUUUUGUGGAUUUUUACAGGGUAUAUAUAUCUGUGUAGCGUGUAUUCUGUUAUACACUGUUAUAAGCACUGAUACUGGGGUGGGGGUGUCUGUGAUGAUGAGAAUAUCUGGUGGAAUAUAUGAGUAUAUGUGUAAUGAGUAUGAAUGUGAAGGGUUAAUGUAAAAAUGUUUAUAUAUUCUGUUACAGCUCAGGGUGGGGCUGAGAAUCCUUACCACCGUUCCUGUCUGUAUUUGGAAAACAGUAGUUUUCAUACUUUGCUCUUUUUAACCUACCUCCAGCUGAUUUCGCUCGCAGUGCCAGAUGCCUGUGGUGAGGGGAUGUGGAAAACACCAGGUCGGGAAUAACCGUAAACCAAUAAAUUAGCUCUGGGCCAGUGGACGUGCUCAUUGGUGGACCAGCUGGCAUGGCAGACAUUGUAGCAAAGACCUGAGCAUCUGACAGAUGCACAUGGAGAAGAAUGGCAUGGAGAUCUGAAAUCGAGAUCCUCCAUUUGUUGUAGUUUUUUCUCUUUGGCUAGGAGUAAACAGAAUUAUGAGUAAUUCUGCCCUUAUUAGAUAAACAAAGCAUUUUAUUCUCAAUAGCUUUAUCCUGAAAAGUGUGCGUGGAACUCAUCUGUGACAGUUCAUUCUUAGGUUGAAAGAACUGUCAGUAUAGAUAAAAUCCAUUGUUACUAACUGAUUGGUGUGACAUUUGAAAAUGAGUAUAAACAAUAUUUGUCAGUAAAAGAACUAGU
Messenger RNA from Vicugna pacos (alpaca), 5126 nucleotides. RefSeq names its product solute carrier family 35 member B4 (gene SLC35B4). Gene Ontology annotation, biological process: UDP-N-acetylglucosamine transmembrane transport. Lineage: Eukaryota; Metazoa; Chordata; Mammalia; Artiodactyla; Camelidae. Gene Ontology annotation, molecular function: UDP-xylose transmembrane transporter activity; UDP-N-acetylglucosamine transmembrane transporter activity. The record is from RefSeq and is a predicted model, not a curated record. Gene Ontology annotation, cellular component: Golgi membrane; endoplasmic reticulum membrane.